Eublepharis macularius is the source of this 1649-nucleotide messenger RNA. RefSeq names its product growth factor independent 1B transcriptional repressor (gene GFI1B). Gene Ontology annotation, cellular component: nucleus. NCBI's taxonomy places the organism in Eukaryota, Metazoa, Chordata, Lepidosauria, Squamata, Eublepharidae. The transcript is spliced from 7 exons. The coding region runs from base 134 to 1126 and encodes 330 amino acids. The record is from RefSeq and is a predicted model, not a curated record.
UACCAGCAGACAGCCGGAGGGUGCAAAGAAGUGUCCAAGCAGGAGAGGAGAGCAAAGGGAACAGUCCCCAAGGGACAGCUGGGAAAAUUUCAAGGCUCUGCUGAUCACAGUGCUGCAAACAGGUAAAUGGAAAAUGCCGCGGUCUUUCUUGGUCAAGAGUAAGAAGGCCCAUUCGCAUCACCCGUACCGUUCGGUGGAUGAUGACCUUCUUGUGUCCGUGUGGGAUCCUACCGCAGCAGCGCCCUGUUCCGGUGCUGCAGGUGCCAGAGACCCCUCAGAGGCCUCCAGUAGCACAAGUGAGCGAGACUUCUCUCCUCCUGAAAAGACAAAUGCCCCUGACGAAGCCACGAAAGAAAACAUCUCUGCUCAUGGCAUGAUGCCUGCGUUGGAGCCCCCAGCUCCAGCACUGAAAACUGAUGAUGCUUGUAGCCCUCUGGCGAGCAGGGCCUCCUACUACAAGGCAGGUUUCUCGUGGGAUGCCUUCUGUUCACCAUACAGCUACCGGCCAAUGUCUUCUGCCCUUCUGGAGCGCCCCAUUAGCUUGUACGGCAGCCACCUCCUCUCGAGCAUGGAACCUCCUCUCGAUUACAGCGUGCGCUACUCGUCAGACAUGGAGACCUACCACUGUGUGAUAUGCAGCAAAAUAUUUUCCACACCUCAUGGUCUGGAGGUCCACGUCCGAAGAUCACACAGCGGCACUCGGCCUUUCGCUUGUGAGGUCUGCGGCAAAACUUUUGGGCAUGCUGUGAGCUUGGAGCAGCACAACAACAUCCACUCUCAGGAGAAAAGCUUUGAAUGCAAAAUGUGUGGGAAAACCUUCAAGCGGUCCUCCACCCUGUCCACCCACCUCCUGAUUCACUCAGACACGCGGCCAUACCCCUGCCAGUACUGCGGAAAGCGCUUCCACCAGAAGUCAGAUAUGAAGAAGCACACCUACAUUCACACAGGAGAGAAACCGCACAAGUGUCAGGUGUGCGGGAAAGCCUUCAGCCAGAGCUCCAACCUCAUCACGCACAGCCGCAAGCACACUGGCUUCAAGCCCUUCAGCUGCGAGCUCUGUGGGAAAGGCUUCCAGCGGAAGGUGGAUCUGCGGCGCCAUCGGGAGAGCCAACACAGCCUCAAGUAAGGGGGGCCCUCUCCCUUUGGAGCCCACCUACUAAGAGACUGAGCCUGCAAAGCCCGGAGGAGGCCCACAAGGCACCUUCAUCCUCCUCAGCAGGCCCAGCUGAGAGGGGGGAAGAAGCACCCGGACGAGCCUUGGAGAGCGAUUGUGUCGGCCCCAGUCAAGAAGGCCUCGGGCACAGGAUGUCCACCCCACCCCCUUGCAAUCCCCUUCCCACCUGUUUCCCCCUCUCCUGCUUGUGACUCUUCUGGUGAGAGCAAUUUGUGACUUCCUUGCCAUUCUUUUUAGCCACAGUGAUGCCAGUGGGUUGAAAAGGGGUCACUUGUAUGUUGCAGGGGAUUCCAAGCCGAUUGCCCAGGGACCUGGACAAGGCAGUGGGCAGUCCUUUCCUACUGCAAGAUUGCCAACUCCAGCUUGGGAAAUUCUUUGAGAUUUGGAGGUGGGGUUUGCAGAGAAUGGAGUUUUGAGAGAGAUGCCAUACAGUCUUCUGGUCUUAGGACCGUAAUAAACAUAAACAUACAGUCUG